Messenger RNA from Anopheles marshallii, 897 nucleotides. RefSeq lists its product as uncharacterized. The record is from RefSeq and is a predicted model, not a curated record. Lineage: Eukaryota; Metazoa; Arthropoda; Insecta; Diptera; Culicidae. The transcript has 2 exons. The coding region runs from base 1 to 897 and encodes 298 amino acids.
AUGGAAGAGCUACAGUUCUUUAACGUUUUCAAUUACUGUUUCGUGUCGCCUACUUAUCUGCACUUCGAACACCAGACCGGGCGUUACAUUUUUCGCUCCCGAAAUGUCUGUUGGAACGUAACGCUGCUAACCGUAACCGUGGCGAGCAGUUUAGUUUCUGCCAUUAUAAUAAUAGUGGACCUACAGGAUAAGCUAGACAACGUUAUGGGAGCAACCACCAUCAUCCACCAUGCGAUGCGGCUCUUAGUAUUGGUACCACUUAUACUGUGGGCAUUGGUUUACAGCCGCAAGCUGGUGAACGAUUGUACCAUCGCGUUGAGAAUUGUACAAGAAAAGCGUACACUCCUCCAUCGAACGCCAGACCGGCGAAACGUGUUCAAACUGUUCUGGCUUCAGAUCUCUAUUAUCGCCGUGGUACUCUUCCUUGGACUUGUCAUUCAAAGUGCCACCGUGUGGCAAAUCGAACGCCUACGACAAUUUCACUACAUAUACAACCUAUGGGCAUUCGCAUUUCUGGGCUUCGUCACUCGGAUGCAUCUGAUGCUUGCCCAGUGCUGGGCGCUUUUUAUUGGCCACCAUGUCGAGGAACUAGUGUGGCUAUUGGAAGUCGACCAAUCACCAGCAAUGCUCAAGCAGGUGAUUACCCUCUGGGAUGAUUUGCAGUACUUCAAACAGCGCAUUGUGUCCACCUUCGGCAUCAUUAACGUUCUUCAUACGUUGGAUGCAAUGUUAACGUGCGCCGUCGAUACCUACACCACCUUCUAUGUCUAUGAGUUGGGUUUGGGGUUGAGAGGCGCGUUCUUAAACCUCGUAACAAUGUUUCUAUACGCCGGAACGUUUUACGCAUUUGCAUAUGCCCAUGAUUUGCUUCAGAGUAAGUUUCUUCAGAGUAUCUAA